CUGAGAAUUGUUCUGGCUACUGCACGUGUGCCCACUGCUUGGAGCAGCCCGGCUGCGGGUGGUGCACCGAUCCGAGCAACACGGGCAAGGGGAAGUGCAUCGAGGGCUCUUACCGAGGCCCGGUCAAGAUGCCAACGCCGUCUGCGACGGGGAAACACAGCUUGGAGCCCGUCCUGAACGUCAGCAUGUGUCCUGUGGAGAACAGCUAUAACUGGUCCUUUAUUCAGUGUCCAGCCUGCCAGUGUAAUGGGCACAGUAAGUGUGUAAACGAAAGUAUCUGCGAGAAGUGUGAAAAUCUGACAACUGGCAAACACUGUGAAACUUGUAUCUCAGGCUACUAUGGUGAUCCUACUAAUGGAGGAACAUGUCAGCCUUGCAAGUGCAACGGCCACGCAUCUGUCUGCAACACAAAUACAGGGAAAUGUUUCUGCACCACCAAGGGAAUAAAAGGCGACGAGUGUCAACUGUGUGAAGUUGAAAAUAGAUAUCAGGGAAAUCCACUUAAAGGAACGUGUUACUAUACCCUUCUCAUUGACUAUCAGUUCACCUUCAGCCUUUCUCAGGAGGAUGAUCGCUAUUACACAGCAAUCAACUUUGUAGCAACACCCGAAGAGCAAAACAGAGACCUGGACAUGUUUAUCAAUGCAUCUAAAAACUUCAACCUCAACAUUACUUGGUCCACAAGUUUUGCAGCUGGCACGCAGGCUGGGGAGGAAAUUCCAGUUGUGUCAAGAACCAACAUAAAAGAAUACAAGGACAGUUUCUCCAACGAGAAAUUUGAUUUCCGCAACAAUCCAAACAUCACUUUCUUUGUUUACGUCAGCAAUUUCACCUGGCCGAUCAAAAUACAG
Molecule: messenger RNA, 851 nt
Organism: Leptosomus discolor (cuckoo roller)
Lineage: Eukaryota; Metazoa; Chordata; Aves; Leptosomiformes; Leptosomidae
Source: RefSeq, a predicted model, not a curated record